GGGGAGGAGCUAGUAGGCUAAUGGCGUCGCGAAGGCCUCAGUCCCCUAUGCCGCGGUUUCCGCGGGGCCAGUCUGGAUUAGGCCGCACUCCACUCGACCCCUGACCGGCUGCAGCUCUUCUCACCCCGCGGCCGCUUCUCUCCACCUCCCCCUCCGGUCUGACCGCCGCUGGAGUAUUGGCGCCUCCGCCGCGCCAGGCCUGGGCCUCAGGGUUCUCCACAAUCUUCGUUUCAUGAGAACCAUUGACUGGUAGCAGAGAAUUUGCCCCGUUGCCCGGACUGUCGAUGCGCCCUCCCCCCACCGAGUGGAGAUAAAGAGGGCCCCCCUGCCACCCUCUGUGGUGACCAGCCAGCAUGGCGUCUGUUCCAGUCUACUGCUUGUGCCGUCUGCCCUAUGACGUUACCCGCUUUAUGAUCGAAUGUGAUGUCUGCCAAGACUGGUUCCACGGCAGCUGUGUUGGUGUGGAGGAGGAAAACGCCUCAGAGAUCGACCUGUAUCAUUGUCCGAACUGCCAGAUCACUCACGGGCCGCCAGUCAUGAAGAAAAGACGAAAUGCUAAGCCAGAUCCUUCUGUGACCAAGGAGGUGGGGAAGCCGGUGCAGAUCGGAAGCGCAGGCUUCAUCAAGGAGCUUCGGAGCAGGAAUUUUCCAAGUGCAGAGGAGGUGAUCCUGAAGCCGCAGGGAGCUCAGCUAACCGUGGAGUAUUUGGAGGAGAACAGCUUCAGCGUCCCCAUCCUGGUUCUGAAAAAAGAUGGACUCGGCAUGACCCUUCCCCCGCCCUCUUUCACAGUAAACGAUGUUGAGUACUAUGUGGGGGGAGAGAAGGAGAUUGAUGUCAUUGACGUGACGAGGCAGGCCGACAUGAAGAUGAAGCUGAAUGAUUUUGUGAAAUAUUACAAUGGCCCCAAAAGGGAGAAAGUGCUGAACGUCAUCAGCUUGGAGUUCUCAGAGACGAGGUUAUCGAACCUUGUGGAAACUCCCAAAAUUGUCCGCAAAUUGUCCUGGGUUGAGAACUUGUGGCCGGAGCAGAGUGUAUUUGAGAGACCGAAUGUCCAGAAAUACUGCCUGAUGGGCGUCAAGGACAGUUACACAGAUUUCCACAUAGACUUUGGGGGCACCUCUGUCUGGUACCAUGUGUUAAAGGGAGAAAAGAUUUUCUACUUGAUCCAGCCAACCAAGACUAACCUGGCCUUGUUUGAAUGCUGGAGCAGCUCCUCUAACCAGAAUGAAAUGUUUUUUGGCGAUCAGGUGGACAAUUGUUACCGGUGUCCAGUUAAACAGGGGCAGACGCUCUUCAUACCCACAGGGUGGAUCCACGCUGUGCUCACUCCGGUGGACUGUGUAGCUUUUGGAGGAAACUUUCUGCACAGUCUAAACAUUGCCAUGCAGCUCAGAGCAUAUGAAAUCGAGAAGAGGUUGAGUACGGCCGAUCUCUUUAAGUUUCCAAAUUUUGAGUCUAUUUGUUGGUACGUGGGGAAGCAUUUACUGGAUACAUUUAGAGGUCUGAGAGAGAACAGAAGACACCCUGCGUCUUAUUUACUGCAUGGAGCCAAGGCCCUGAACACUGCGUUCAAAGUUUGGACCAAGAAGGAGGCAAUUAUGGAUCAUGAGGAAGAGAUUCCAGAGACCAUCAUUACUGCACAGCUCAUCAAGGACUUGGAUCGCGAAGUCAAACUUAUGGAGGAUAUCGUCCAUCAAAACAUUGAGAAAACUGGGAAUCUGUUGGGUAUGACUCGAAGUCCCAUCACUGGCACGUCCACUCCUGUCAGAAAGAAAAUUUUCAAAACCAAGGAACUGUUAAAGAAAGGGGGAAGGAUUCGUCUGGAGGAUGACUUGAGCUCAGAGCUUUCUGACAUGCAGGGGAACACCUUGAUUCCCAAGGAAGAAAUGACCGACGAUGACUUCAUGGAUGAUCUUGAUGAAAAGCCCGAUGGCUGCCUACUGGAUUCAGACUUAACUGAGAGCAAACUGCGACUGGUCCUGGCGAACGGUGUAAAUCUGAGUGGCAAAAAGAUUCGCGUAGGAGCAGGAAGUCGGCGUCAGGGAUUAGUCCCAAAAACCCCUAAAAGUGAAACUAUGGAUCCAGAACUUUCUCCCAGUGACCCCUUCUUCAUGGACUCUGAAGAAGACCUUCAAAUUGAUGAGAGCCCACGCAAAGAGAGAAGGCUGGCUCCUCCAAAAAGAAAGCUCCAUAAAUUCCCACGGAAACUCCCAAGAGCGAAGCCGUGUUCAGACCCUAAUCGGGUGAGGGAGCCUGGAGAGCUGGAGUUUGACGUGGAGGAAGAUUAUACCACAGAUGAGGAGAUGGGAGAAGCCGAUGAAGACGAACUUGGCGCAAGCAGCGGAGGAAUAUUAGACCUUCUAAAGGCUAGUCGACAGGUCGGAGGCCCGGACUAUUCUGAGAUUGAUGAAGCUCCUGCGUCUCCGAGCACCCAAGAAGCUAUCCAGGGCAUGCUCUGCAUGGCAAAUCUGCAAGCUGCCGCCUCCUCCUCUACGCCCUCUAAUCUGCAAGCUUGGUGGGCAGCAGGUCAAGAGGGCGGGGCUUCAGGAAACCUACCACAAGGUGUAAAAGUUGCAGGGAGCAACAAGGUUGGCAGCAAUGGUACCAGCGGAGGAACGGGAAACAGUAGAGUUAUUCUGAGGCCAGGAAAGAGGCCGGUAAGACGACCAGCACAUCGCAGCAUGGACAGUGAGGAUGACGACGACAGUGCAGAUGAGCAGGAGACCCUGGGAGCAUGCUUCAAAGACUCAGAGUACAUUUACCCUUCUCUGGAGUCAGAUGAUGAUGACCCAGCCCUGAGGUCACGUCCCAAGAGAAAGAAGCAGACCGACGACGCUCCAUGGAACCCAAAAGCUCGCGUCACUCCAACACUUCCUAAACAGGCUCGGCCGGUUCGUGAGGGGACACGUGUGGCCUCAGUGGAGACGGGGUUAGCGGUGGCUGCAGCAAGGCUCUCUCAGCAGGAGCAACAGAAAUCUCAGAAGAAAAAGGUCGUCACUAAGAAGAAGCCGCCAAGUGAACCUGAACCUCCAGCUGUCCCAUCUGAACCAGAGCCGCCGCCUCCUCCACCAGAGCCACAGAUUGAGGUCUUCUCUGGCAGUCUUGUGGAUCACGAAUACACAGCAGGACCCAAUAUAUUUGGCAUGGCUCAGGUUAACCGAGGCACUACCCCUAUGGCACCAGGUGUCUUCCUAUCCCACCGGCGGCUUUCUGCUACCUCUCCAACCAGUCAAGUAGUUCAGGGGAAGAGACCCAAGAAAGGCUUGGCCACUGCAAAACAGCGACUGGGCAAGAUCUUGAAGAUCCACAGGAAUGGAAAGCUGCUUCUGCUGUGACCUCCUUCCCUCAACUCUUGGUUGUCCCUCCAGCUGAGUAGACUUUUCUAGGGCCAUGGGACAAAACCCUCAGAAAGCAGAGCUGUCUUGCCCCCAAGCUGUGCUCAACACUUAAACUACAUAUAAACAUUACAUAUUUUACAGAGAAACAAACCAAAAUGGCAGGCUGGACCCAAUGCUGUGGGCGUAGCAGCUAAACUUCAUCGUCCGCCCUGCUGUGGGCUUUCUUCCAUGAUGGUCACUGGUUUCACAUUAGAACAUAGAGUGAGAAUCACAUGGAAGGUGCUGACACUUUUUAGCUUGCCACAUGGCCUUCGGGAUGAGCUUUAGGACGUGGAGAGGUUUUAAACAAGGGGCUAGUAGAACAAGAACAAAAAUGUAUAUUUAUCUCUACCGGCCCUCACCCAAACUGUGUGUCCUUCCUCUUGCUUCUCUCCUCACAUCACUAAAAAUCACGAUUUUAUGAAGGUUUUUUUUUUAAACAAAAUACUGUACUCAGCACUUGGACUGGUCUGAAGAUUGUAAAAGGCAUCAUGGUCGUGUGGUUUCUUAUGGGAGGAGAUGGGGCUAGACUUCUGGCCUCUCCCUGUCCAACCUGCCUUCCAUAAACAUAUUUCCCCCCCAUUUUUUAAUGCAGAUGGACUGUGUUGGGGUAAAAGGGAACUCUUACAGCAGCAUCACAAGCACUCCUAUGUCCCCUUCGUAUUUCCUCUCCAGUAAUGGGAGCAGAAGAACGAAACCUCUCCAGCUUACCAUUUUUGGGAGACAGAAUAUGGACGGGACCCUGGAUCACAGCCGCAUCCCUGUAAAGAUUUUUUUUUUUUUAAAUCAAUGUCAUUUGUUUUCUCUGAUAUCCGUUUGCAGUGCGGUAAUAUGAAGAAGGAUGGCUCGUGCAGCGGGGUCUAGAUUUGUGCCACAUUACAAUGUCUGCAGGCAAACAGCAUAGCCAUUCUACAGCCCCCGUGGGAUCAUAUUAAUUAGAACCAAGUUGUGUUCAUUGUUAAUGGUCAUGCAGUAACCUGCACUAGAUAGUUCAGUUAAAGGGGGAGGGAAGUUGUCUAACUUUUUUUUUUAUACUGAUGAACCAUCAUCAUAUCAACAGGAAUAGAAAUCCAGUGUCGUAAAAUCCAAAACAUCGGGUGCACAAAUCGCUUACGUGUUUUUCACGCGUGUGCUUGCUUAUAGAUCCAUUGUCACAAUAGGUCAUCAGUAUCUGAGGAGGCUGCAGUGCUCUGGAGCGUACUGCAGCCUCCUAACAGCUCACCAAGCACAGCGCCAUACAUUGUAUAGUGGCAGUGCUUGGUAUGACAGCUCAGCCCUAUUCACUUGUAUGGGAAUAAGCUGCACCUAAGCUAUGGGACCUGUGAACAGGAUAGCACUGGCCUAGGGUAACCUGUGAGAUGUCUGGAGCACCACAGCCUCCUUAAAGGGAUUAUCCAAGAGUAUAAAAACCUUCCCCUUAGGCCCAGGUCCCUCACAGUGAAUAUAUUUGCGCCACUUCUCCUGAGAUGCUAGGGAGGCUCGUCUCUGUCCCCAUCCACCCCUGACACCGGAUGUUUUCAUCUGCGGCACAGGGAGCGGGGUAAGUCUAGUCAGUGUGGGGGCCCGGGCACAUGGGGAGAGUUUUACACUCUCAGAUAACCACUUUAAACAGCGGGUGUUGUCCUGCUGCUUCAGUUAUGCGUGGACACAGGAGGACCCCAGUUCACAUGCUCAAUGGGAGUCCUAGCCGUUGGGCUCCCACACAUCAGAUCCUUAUCUCCUAUCCCACAAUACAUGGGACAACCCCUUUAAGCCCUAUGGAUCCAUACAGCACCUUCAGCACUCCAGUAGCAGAGUUAUGGCGCCCCCUUGCUGUCCUCAUUAUGUCCGAUGGCAGUGGUCACACACGCUCAGUCCUAUCACCCGGCUCUUUCACAUGGCUGUGGAAUAAGAGUAGGCACAUUAGUAGCAGCUUGCUCUGAACAUAUUAGGUGGUGGGAAUCAAGAGAACAUUAGGGGGCGCCAUAACAAGCAUGUGGCAGUAAUAUCUACACCUAGGAGCAUUUUUUUUAUUUUGUAUUAUUCAAAUUGACAAAUUAUUUGCAUGAAAUUUAUUUAAAGAAGGAUUACAACAACGGGCUGUUUUUUUGUUGUCCAAAACCAGUGCCACCCUUGUAGAGAUGGGCAGUGUCUGGUAUUGCAGCUCAUCCCCAUUCAAGUCUAUAGGGGCUAAGCGGCCAUGCCAUAGACAGACCGUCUGAGGACAAGAGCGGUGCUGGUCCUGGACAAAAAGCAGACCGUUUUUCUAACCCUGGAUAACGCUGUCAUGCGGACCACGUUGCUGUACUUUUCAUAUCUGCAAAAUGGAUUUUAUACACAGCGUAUUUAACCACAUGAAUGGCUCAGGAAGAAUACACAAUAUCAGACUCACGAGACUUUACCAGUCAGGGGAAUGAGGUUUUAGCAGUUUGUACAAUUUAUUUUUUAUCUUUUAACAGGACAUGAAAAAAAAAAAAAAAUGAAAAAACUAAAAACAGCAGCACCUUUUCAGAUGUGUGAAUAAGUUUCUCACCGUGUUUGCGCAUCGGCUUCAUACUGUCAGGCAGCUGAGUGAGAAGCGUUUCUUAUGUUCAGGUUUCAGUUUACUACUUGUAAUUUAUAUAUUUUUUUAGAAUGUCUGGUUUCCCCUUUAAGUAGCUAUAAAUGAAAACAGCUGCCGGAG
Messenger RNA from Bufo gargarizans (Asiatic toad), 6039 nucleotides. Its product is annotated as histone lysine demethylase PHF8-like. The transcript is spliced from 22 exons. The record is from RefSeq and is a predicted model, not a curated record. Bases 354 to 3335 code for a protein of 993 amino acids. Lineage: Eukaryota; Metazoa; Chordata; Amphibia; Anura; Bufonidae. Gene Ontology annotation, molecular function: histone demethylase activity; transcription coregulator activity. Gene Ontology annotation, biological process: regulation of transcription by RNA polymerase II; protein demethylation.